This is a messenger RNA of Nanorana parkeri, 3383 nucleotides long. RefSeq names its product NLR family CARD domain containing 3 (gene NLRC3). NCBI's taxonomy places the organism in Eukaryota, Metazoa, Chordata, Amphibia, Anura, Dicroglossidae. Gene Ontology annotation, molecular function: protein binding. Bases 128 to 3340 code for a protein of 1070 amino acids. The record is from RefSeq and is a predicted model, not a curated record. Gene Ontology annotation, cellular component: cytosol. The transcript has 19 exons. Gene Ontology annotation, biological process: negative regulation of canonical NF-kappaB signal transduction.
GACCUUCAUCUUCACUGCAUUGUGUUCCUUGAUGAUGUCAGGAGGGGUCCGUCCACUCCUUUCCUUAUCCUGGAGAUGACAUGGACCUUGAACAACCUGAAGUCUCAUGGUGUUUUGAAACAAUGACAUGGAAGGCCUAUGGAUCCUCCGGUACAGGAGGCAGAUGGCGUCCAGCGCCAGUCCGGAAUCCCUACAGAAGAUUAUGGCUAAGCUGCAGGAGAUGGAGAUGCUCAACGCCGAAGAGAUCCGACGUCUUCAGGAACUGACACCAUUGAACAAGCGGGCUGAAACCCUGAUGGACACACUAGGAGGAAAGGGUCGCUGGUAUCUUCAAGGGCUGCAGACCUGCAUUGAACACAGCCGCUCCUCCAUCUACCUGCGCAUACGUCAUUAUGAUCCAUUGGUGAAGAAACAUUUGGACAGUGUGAAAUAUGACCAGCACCCACUGCUAGCUCAGUUAGACUCUCUCCUCUUGGUUGAAGGCCUUACGGAUGCCCAGCUUCAAGAACAUGACGUUGUGCAGCUGGAAUUAGGCCAGGUUGGGAGAGGUACCCCCAAAAAAUUGCCCCUAGAAAAACUGUUGAUGCCGCUGUCGAGGGUCAGCCUUCCUCCACGUGUCACCUUAACUGUAGGAGUGGCAGGAGCUGGUAAAAGUACGCUGGUGAGGCUGUUUGUGGAGAAGUGGGCACGGGGUGAGCUCUGCACUAACAUCCCCUGUUUGCUGACCCUGAACCUCUGGGAGUUAAACGUCUUUGAACGUCUCUCUGUGGAGAAGUUAAUACGGAUUGCUUGGCCCAGGUAUUCAGUGCCACCUCCCAAUUCCCUUCUAAUUUUGGAUGGCUUAGAUGAGCUUCGAGCUCCACUUGACUUCUCUGACUCAAUAGCUAGCACUGAUCCUCAGAAAGAACUUCCCCCUGAAUGUCUCAUUACCAACAUCUUACGAGGAAACCUUCUGCCUGACAUCGUUGUGUGGGUAACAUCAAGGCCGGGAGCUGCAGCUAUGAUUCCUGGGGGGCUUGUGGAUCGAAUGACGGAAAUAUCUGGACUUGAAUCAGGUGAAAUCAAGCAGUAUAUGGAUCAGUUUCUACACGAUGCCAAUGGCUUAGUGGACAGGAUCUGUGGGCACCUAGAAAGUCAUCGCUCUUUAAAUGCUUUGUGUUCUGUUCCCACCUUGUGCCACAUCAUAGGAGUAUCUCUUGGAUUUGCAGUUCAUGCCCAUGACUCUACAUAUCCUUCCCUACCUAUGACAUUGUCCACCAUCUUCUCCUGGUAUCUCAAAGCUCAGUUCACUGACUUAGAGGGAAUAGAGCAACCAAACAGUGCCCGACGAACUGUUGGCAACUUAGGAAAGUUGGCGUUUCAGGGAUUGCUUAGAAGACGGACGGUCUUUUACGAGUCAGAUUUAAAAUCUUGUGGGAUUGAGACCCCAAUAUUACCAGGCAGCCUUUGUAGUCGGCUGCUGCUGCCCCAGAAUUCACCUUCCUGUUCAGCUUUCUGUUUCCCCCACGUCCUUUUGCAGGAGUUCCUGGCAGCCAUCCACUACUAUUCUGCCGCCAAACGUGCCAUAUUCGACCUCUUUGCUGAGGGAGGAGUUUCUUGGCCCAAGUUGGGCUUUCUAAACCAUUACAAAAGUGCAACACAGCGGGUUUUACAAACUGACGGAGCUCACCUGUCCAUCUUCCUCCGCUUCCUCUCUGGCCUCAUGGCUUCACAGGUCAUUAGGAUUUUGGUCGGGUGCCUGCCAAACAAGGAAGAUCUAAGCAGCCACCGUGGGCAAAUAGUGGACUACCUGCAGAGCUUGCUGAGUGCCAGCAAGACAAUCUCCUGUGGAAUGGUGAACUUAAUGUGCUGCUUGCAUGAGAUGGGCUACACAGAGGUGAUCUGCAAGGUGGAAGAGGCGCUGAAGACUGGAACACUCAGCAGGAAAUUGAGCCCUUUGGCUUGCUGUGCCCUUGCUUUCUUACUUAGGGCAUCACGCAGCUGUGCCCAAGAAACAAACCUUUCCCAGUGUCUUAAUUACAGUCUUGUGCAAAACUUCCUGCCACAGCUACAGUACUGCACUAACCUCAGAAUGGAGAAUAACAACUUUAAAGAUGAUGUGAUGGAGCUUCUGGCUACCAUCCUGCGUGCCAAGGACUGCGCAAUCCAGAAGAUCAGCCUGUCAGAGAACCAGCUGGGUAACAGAGGUGUGAAGGUGCUGGGAAAAGCCCUGAUGGUGAACUGUACACUCCGUUCCAUUGACCUCCACGGGAAUAGCAUUGGACCCAGUGGUGCCAAAGCCUUGGCGGAGGCGCUAAAGAACAAUCAGGUGCUGCAGAGCCUAAAUCUUCAGAACAACCAGAUAAAGUCUGAGGGAGCAAAGUGCUUGGCCCAGUCUCUGCUGCUGAACCGUAAGCUAAUGGUUCUGAACCUUCAGAAGAACAGCAUUGGUUGGGAGGGGGCAGAGAGCCUGGCAGCCUGUCUCAAAGAGAACCAGGUGCUCCACGAGCUGUGGUUAUCCAGCAACAGCCUGGGAGACCAAGGAGCCACGGCCCUGGCUGAAGCUCUCACCAAAAACUCAGGUUUAAUUACUUUGGACCUGAAGAGUAAUUCGAUUAGCAACCAAGGCUUGAAAUCUCUGACCAUCGGGCUUAGCCAGAAUCGGAGCCUGAAACACCUAAACUUGCGGGAGAAUUCCAUCAGCAUUGAGGGAGCUCGAGCUCUGGCGCAGGCCCUUCAGACAAACACAGCCUUGGCACAUUUAGACCUGACAGCCAACCUUCUACAUGACGAGGGAGUGGAGGCCUUGUCUGGAGCACUGAGGGAGAACCGCAGCCUGGAAACUCUACACCUCCAGUGGAAUUUCCUACGAGUGGGGUCAGCGAGGUCACUUGCCGAUGCUCUUCGCGUUAACGUGUGUUUGCGCUGUUUAGAUCUGCAGGAAAAUGCCAUCGGAGAUGAGGGGGUGUCUGCGCUCUGCAAGGCUCUGCAGGAGAACUCCACACUGUCAGCUCUGUAUCUACAGGGAACCGCCAUUGGACCGUCCGGGGCGCAGGCUCUGGCAGAGGCUUUGCUGGUCAAUAGGAGUCUCACCACUCUGGAUCUGCGAGGGAAUCACAUCGGCCUUGUAGGAGCCAAAGCCUUGGCAGGAGCACUCAAAGUGAACUGCUCUGUGCAGAUCCUCAACUUGCAGGAAAACUCCAUUGGUCUGGAUGGCGCUAUCUGCCUGGCAAAUGCCAUCUCAGGAAACCCUUGUCUUCUCUCCCUCAGUUUGCAAGGGAACAACAUUGGGCCAUCUGGUGCCAAGGUGAUAAUGGAAACCCUGAAGAAUGACGCUCCGAACUGCACAGUGUCCAUAUGAAGGACCUGAAGAUGGUGCAGAGCUUGUACAGUGCAAGGUUAGA